Laetiporus sulphureus 93-53 is the source of this 2304-nucleotide messenger RNA. RefSeq lists its product as uncharacterized. NCBI's taxonomy places the organism in Eukaryota, Fungi, Basidiomycota, Agaricomycetes, Polyporales, Laetiporaceae. Bases 111 to 2273 code for a protein of 720 amino acids. The record is from RefSeq and is a predicted model, not a curated record. The transcript is spliced from 3 exons.
GGUAGAUAGGUCAGUGUGCGACUACCAGGAAGUUCGAGGAGCUGCAUCGCCUUUCGGACAGAUAGACGCGCAGCAUUGUGUAGCAGCCGGCAUCGUCCAUAACUGCGAUUAUGUCGCACCCAUGCGCUCGGUGUGGCAACUCAACCACGCUCACUUGCUCUGCUUGCAAAGCGCCGACAGCCUUGUAUUGCUCCAAGGAUUGCCAGAAGAAGCAUUGGAAAGAACACUCCACUGACUGCAAAAUCUCUCAAGUCAUCGGCACAGGGCCGGCUCAAGACGUUACCUUGACUCCUUCUCGAUCACUCGCCACUGCACAUAAACUCGGACGCGCCGUGUACGACAACGAAGUCCCGGAAGAUGUGCAAACUCGCGUAGACUACGGGUUUUCGAGGGCUCUCGUACCCGCCAACGAGUCAAUGUUGAUUGGCUUGUACACAGGUCUGAUCAAAAUGUUGGGAAUAUCGGCCAAAACGAUUCACGAAUGGCGCCUCAACGGUAUUCUCAUACAGAAGAUUAGGGCAACGUUCGAGCAGCUGCCUUUGGGUCACCGAGGUGGAUAUUAUCCUUGGUUUCUGGAAAACCAGUGGAUACUGGAUCCGACACUUUCUCGACGAAGCGUGGAGGAGGAGAUAUGGCUGCACGCCAAGCGCUAUGCUAACCUCCCCGCCAACCUCCCCAAAGCCGACAUGCUGAGGAUAGUAUCUAAGUGGCCUAAAAACAAGAGAUACUGUUACCAAAUGUCAGCCAUGGUGAUAUCCGGAUUCCGCCCGAAACCGUCGCAGGACUUAUGGAUUCUGUUUGGACUUUGUGCAUGCCCCGAUGAAUGGUCCGAGAAAUGGCUGGGGAUGACUUAUCGAAUGCUUUCGCUAAUUGCACGUCCCGAAUCGAUCAUGCAUUGCUCCUUCUCGGAGCUUUGCGAUGCAUACAAUUCCUCCGACCUCUUGUCGCUGUUCCAGCGACACGGUCUGAAGGGCAACGUCAGCAACAUCCCCCAUCUGCAAGAAGUACUCGAAGGUUCCCCCACGUCGUUCAAGUCGGUCUGGUACUUGAAACAAUUUGCUGUCUCCGAAUGCGAUACUGUGCCGUUGCAGCAGCAAGCCUCCGCUGACUACGGCUUUACAAAUUGCGUAACGAACGGGAAACCUGAUGCGGAGAAGAAGGAGAUGCUCAGAAAAGUGUAUAGGGAGGCAUUCCUCAAAAAGAAGGCAGAUCCACUCGAACUGCAUGAAGCUGCGAUCAAGGGCAAAAUCUUCGAGUUCGUGAGCGAACUGGUGGCAAUUAGGGAGGAUCAGCAGGACAGCCUGAAGGAGAUGAUGAAGAGAGCAGCGCCCGAACAGCCGCAGGAGAACAAACGUAGCGGAAACUAUAAUCGGUCCAAGGAGAAUCCGCGGCGGCCGGAUCCGACGGUGGACGAGUUGUUACUGCGUGCCAAAGGCUACGCUGGCCUUCCGGACAGCGUCACACGAACGGAGAUGACGGAAAUAUUGUCUACGUGGCCUAAAAACACCGUUCACUGUUACCUCAUGGCUGCUAGUAUACUGUGGAACCUUCAUUUUAGCCCAUCGCAAGAUCAGUGGGUGAUGUUCGGCUUUUGCGCAUGUCCCGACGAGGAGUCCGAGGGGGAGCUUGGGGAUCUAUAUCGGUCUCUGAUAGAUUCUUCCCGAGCUCAUCCUGGACAAAGAUCACAGUGCUCCUUCAAGGAACUCUGUGAUGCGUUCAAUUUCUCCGACCUCUUUGCGCUGUUCGAGCGGCAUGGUCUGAAGAAUGUAGCGGAUAGAAUCCCCAAUCUGGCGAACGUACUCGAAGGUUCUCCCACCAGCUUUAAGACGGUUUGGCACUUAAAACAGUUUGCCGUAUCUGACCGUGGCAGUGUCCAGAUGUCGAACGCUGUCGCAUGGGACUAUGGAUUCGUUAAUUGUGUGAAGAAUAGGAAGAAAGGUACAAAACCACCGGAUUCGGAGCUGGUUCAAGAGGCGUAUGGCGACUUCUUCUCCCGGACUCAAAGACGAGGCUCGGCAUCGUCUCGUGGGGUGAUCCCCAAUAUGAUGUCGCUCAGCAGAGUGGAUGCGGAUGCGGUAGAGAUGCUCAGGAAGGUAUAUCAAGAUGUCUUUCUGAAGGCGAAGGCGGACCCGAUGAAGCUGCAUGAAGCUGCAAUGCAAGGAAGGAUUUUUGAUUUCGUGAGCGGCAUCGUGGAGAUCAGGGCAGAUCAGAAGCAGGAACUGAAGGAGCUCAUGGUAAACGUUUAUCCAUUGCGCGACCCUGACGCUGCAUGAAUUUGCUAUGCUAGGGUUGUUUCAUGCUGCG